AGGUUAUGCGUAGUGAUGUUAUUGAUGUUGACAUGGAUGAAGAUUGUGGUGAUGUGAUGCUUAUUGAUAUGACCACUGGCACAAAUUGCAAGGGGAAGGAAUCUUUGAUCAAUCUGUCAUUGGGUCCUAGUACUGCAGAAAAUCUUGGGUCAGUGAUAGGAGUUCAGACUUCCAGUCAGAGCUGUGCCCCAGGCUCAUGUAGUUCAAUAAAUCUGGAUGGUUUCAGUCCUGACUUAUCUUUUGGUGAUGACGAGUGUAUGGAUAUUUUCUGUGACGACUUAACGUAUGAUGAUGAAUAUGCAAUGUUGCAAUCCCAUUUUGAUAGUAUAGAUAUUCCUCCUGGAAUUGAGGUUCCCAUUCCUUGGUUUCCAGAAAAUACAAAACAGCCAGCUACGACAGGUUGUUCAACCCAAUCAACUGAGCCAUUCCAAUGGGAUGUGAUGGGUCUCCCUCCUGGAACAGACUCAUCUCACUCAUCCUGCCCACCUGGGUCUGCCAAAAUAAGGCAAAAGUCAACUUCAAAGGGCAGUUCAGGCUUCCGAAUUCUAGUGGAUGCAGUCAGUGACCCAUCACCUUGGUCUUAUGUAGAACCUGCUCAAAGUAAGAAGAAAGGAGCAGCUUCACUUAGUUCAACUACAUUGAGUUUGCUACCCCAAAGGGGUGCUGUGGAUCUUCCAACUGGGGUGGAACCACUUAAAUCGUGGUGCUUUACUGAACCUUCACAUAGCAAAGGAAAGUCUGCAGUUCCUGGUAGUAGAACCCAUUAUCGUUCUCGUUGCCCUUUUCAACCUAUUGGCGGGUCUCUUUUUACUAAGAGUAGUAAGAAGCUAGCUGGUAUUGAUUCUAUUGAUAGUCUAACUUAUUCAAUUUCUCAUGCACCAAUGGACGCAAUGAGUCUCGCUCCGGGAAUAGGUGCACCCAUUUCUAUGUUGCAGGAUUUCCCCGUAUCAAAGAAAAAGUCUCAUAUGAGUGCUCUACAUCAUCAAAGUUAUAUCAAUCAAUCCAAUGCUGUACAAUACUUGCCUGGGGAAGAGGCUUUCCCCCCCUGGGUCCAUGAUCCGGUCAAAAGUCAAACUACUGCUGGCAGUGCGGGAAGUUCAGAAAUUAGGCAAAAUUAUGGAAAUGAAGUUGAUAUUCUGGAGAAGUUUAGUCUUUUUAAAAAAUUUGAUACAGUCCAAGAUCAUUUGGACCAUCACUAUUCCCGCAAUGGUUCUUCAUUGAAGCAGCCAUCAAAGAAUUGGGCAAAAAAAAUUCAAGAGGAGUGGAAGAUCCUGGAGCAAGAUUUGCCUGAUACAAUCUUUGUUAGGGUCUAUGAAUCACGGAUGGAUCUUUUGAGGGCAGUGAUUGUGGGAGCCGAGGGGACACCAUACCAUGAUGGUCUCUUCUUCUUUGAUGUUUUCUUCCCUUCCAGCUAUCCUGAUGUUCCACCUCAUGUGUAUUACCACUCUGGUGGUCUUCGAAUCAAUCCGAAUUUGUACGAUUCUGGAAAAGUAUGCCUAAGCCUUCUUAACACUUGGACUGGUAACCAGAAGGAGAAGUGGAUCCCUGGUUUGUCGACCAUGCUUCAAGUUCUAGUCUCUAUUCAAGGGCUGAUUUUGAAUGCAAAGCCCUAUUUUAAUGAGCCUGGAUAUGCAAUGAUGAGCGGCUCUGAGAGUGGAGAAAAGAGCUCUUUGGUGUACAAUGAGAACACUUUUAUCCUAUCACUGAAAACGAUGGUUUACACUAUGAGGAGGCCACCAAAGUAUUUUGAGGACUUUGUUGUUGGGCAUUUUCGUAAGUAUGGUCAGGAUAUUCUGGUGGCAUGCAAGGCAUAUAUGGAAGGCGCUCAAGUAGGGUGUCUUGUCAAAGGAGGCGUUCAGGAUGUUGAUGAGGGUGACAAGAGCUGCUCGGAGCAUUUUAAGCGCUCUCUGGCUGGGUACAUUAAUACACUUGUGAGUGCUUUUACACAAAUUGGAGCUAAGGACUGUGAAAAGUUCCUUUCCCUGGCACAAAAAGGUAACAGGCCAGGGACUGCUCCGCCGAAUCCCGCAAAUUAUUUAUCAUACUGAUGAGAAGGCAAUUUUGGUGCGUUCAUGUAAAGUAUAUUUGCAUGUUAGAAUUGAAUUUCGAUUUGUUAAUUUUGAAUCAUAUUAUGGAUUAUGGUAAGUUUGUAACAUUAGGAUGCUUCACUAAACAUUUGGAAAAUAAAUGCUUAUCGGUGUAAAUAUGAUUGGGGUAUAGAGUCUAUAAUUAAUCUUGUCAAAAUUAUUAUUGGUAUAAUGGGUG
Molecule: messenger RNA, 2265 nt
Organism: Ilex paraguariensis (yerba mate)
Lineage: Eukaryota; Viridiplantae; Streptophyta; Magnoliopsida; Aquifoliales; Aquifoliaceae
Source: the annotation of a GenBank genome assembly